Molecule: messenger RNA, 612 nt
Organism: Linum trigynum
Lineage: Eukaryota; Viridiplantae; Streptophyta; Magnoliopsida; Malpighiales; Linaceae
Source: the annotation of a GenBank genome assembly
AUGGCGGAUUCCUCUGUGGGUGACUUACAAGCGAUGACGAAGGAAGAGUUGUUGGCGUUCAUCCAGGAGCAAAGCUCGUCGUUCCUGCAACAACAGCUCGAUAAACAGAGAGACAACAUCCAAGAACAUUCGAAUAAAAUUGAUGCUGUGUUGGCCAAACUCGACGCGCUCACGCUACAGAAUCCCGUUACCCCUCCUCCUCUGUACCAUAUUCCCCAGUCGAUGGCUUCAAUGGCGACGCCGGUUGCGGCAUUCGAUUCCGGAACAGGGCCACGCCUAGCAGGGAACACUACCCCGGGUUUUUACCCAAAUCAAUUCCAGACAAAUCCUCCCCCUGGAAACUACCAAUACACGCCUCUUGUGUUGCAUAGAGUCGAGUAUUACCCUGAUCGAUUGAAAGAGCAGGGAGGAUUCCAGGCCACCGGAUUUUACAAGCAGGCACGAAUGCCUCGCUUACAGUUGCCUCAAUUCAAGGGUGAAACAGGAACUUCCCUGCCAACAAUGGAGCUACACGCCCAAAACCGGAACCUGCUGCCCCAAUUCCAGUUCGUAGUGUUCGAGAUAAGAUUCCAACUCCAUUCAGGCCUAAUACUAAUGAGAAGAUGGACAUGA